This is a messenger RNA of Phasianus colchicus (ring-necked pheasant), 1395 nucleotides long. NCBI's taxonomy places the organism in Eukaryota, Metazoa, Chordata, Aves, Galliformes, Phasianidae. The record is from RefSeq and is a predicted model, not a curated record.
CAGAAGGGAUUAAAGGAUCACAGAGCGAUCUGUAUGGGAUGGAGAUGGAGAGAAAUGGAGAUGUGGGGACAACAUGAUGGGUUGGUUGUGAGUAAGGCAUGGAGUAAACCACGAGUAAGGUCUGAGUAGUGGUGAAAUGGGAUCCAGAAGGGAUUAUAGGAUCACAGAGCGAUCUGUAAGGGACGGAGAUGUGGGGACAACGUGAUGGCUCAGUUGUGAGUAAAGCAGGGAGUAAACCACGAGUAAAGUCUGAGUAGCCAUGAAAUGGGAUCCAGAAGGAUACAAAAGCUGUUCUCUCACCCCAACCAGCUUCACGGCGUGCCCAUCUCCCUGCCCUACACAGUGAAGCACUCCGCCCUGACCGUGGAACGACGGGGGUGGGAGGUGGAGCUGAGGACCCCCUCGGGGCUUCGAGUCGCCUACGAUGGGCAGCACGGGAGGGUGAGCGUCCAGGUGGAGAGCUCCUAUGGAGGCCAACUCUGCGGGCUCUGCGGGGACUUCGAUGGGGACCCCCGUAACGAUCUGGCACCGGCGAGAGGAUGGAGAGUUGGGAAUGAGGAAGGGUGCGAGGACGGGUCGGAAUGUGGGGAGGAGGAAGGGAAAAAGGGAGAGAAAAGGGAAGAGUGUGGGGUGCUGUUGGAUAAGGAUGGGCCCUUCCGGCUCUGCCACGAGGCGGUGCACCCCGAAACGUACUACAGGGAUUGUAUGGCCGACCGGUGUCACAGCAAUGGGGUCUGUCGUGUCGUCGCUGCUUACGUGGCUGCAUGCCAGGAAGUGGGGAAGGAAGUCCUGGAGUGGAGAUCCGAGGGGUUCUGUGGUGAGUGGGGCAUGGGGGAUAGGGAUGGGAUGGGGUACGGGACCAUAGGGCGCCCCAAGAACCCAAGGGUGGUGGUGGGGUGGGGACACAACCCCAUAGAGCAUCCCAAGAACCCAAGGGUGAUGGUGGGAUGGGGACGUGGCCCCAUAGAUCAUCCUAAGGACCCAAGGGUGGUGGUGGGACGGGGACAGAACCCCAUAGAGCACCCCAAGAACCCAAGGGUGGUGGUGGGAUGGAGAUGUGGCCCCAUAGAGCAUCCCAAGAGUCCAAGGGUGGUGUUGGGAUGGGGACAGAACCCCAUAGAGCAUCCCAAGGACCUAAGGAUGGUGGUGGGGUGGGGAUGUGGCCCCAUAGAGCAUCCCAAGGACCCAAGGGUGGUGGUGGGACAGAGACAGAACCCCAUAGAGCAUCCCAAGAACCCAAGGGUGGUGGUGGGAUGGAGACAGAACCCCAUAGAGCAUCCCAAGAAUCCAAGAGUGGUAGUGGGAUGGAGACACAACACCAUAGAGCAUCCUAAGAGUCCAAGGAUGGUGAUGGGGUGAGGAUGUGUCCCCAUAGAGCACCCCAAGAACCCAAGG